AUGGCGGCCGCCAAGUCGAAAGCUCACCCUCUCAAUGGCAUGCAUACAGCCGGAAUCUUCGCCGACCCCAGCGUCGACGGGCCCUUGAUCGGUACCCUGGUCGCCAUUGUCGACCGCGCGAAGAACCUGCCCAACCGCAAGACCAUUGGAAAGCAGGAUCCCUACUGCGCCGCACGACUCGGCAAGGAAGCAAAGAGGACGACAACAGACGUUCGCGGAGGCCAGACUCCCCGAUGGGACCAGGAGCUUCGAUUUGCUGUCCACGACUCGCCAGACUACUACCAGCUCAAGGUGUCGGUGUUCCACGACGACAAGAAGACGGAUCUCAUCGGAGAGACAUGGAUCGAUCUGAGGGACAUCAUUGUGCCUGGCGGCGGCCAAAACGACAUCUGGCGCAACUUAAUGUUCAAGGGGAAGUACGCUGGCGAGGUGCGCAUGGAAAUUACAUACUACGAUCAGCGUCCGAAACCCGAAAAGCCCGUUGCGAAGCCCAAGCCCGUCGACGCGGAGCCCGUCGAGAACCACUAUGGCACUAUCCCCCGUAAGCAGAUCAAGCGUCGUCCGCUACCGUCCGAUCCUUUCACAGGCGAAACGCCCGCCGCCCCGUCUCCCGACCAAGCCCCGACCCCGCCCCGUACCGGCGGCCCCAGGGGCCCCAAGGAAAUGAGCACUCCUACCCCUCCAGCUCCCGAGGCAAGUCUCUCGGGAUCGCGCCCGAUGCCCAAGGGCCCAAAGCAGUUGCCGCCAGUCCAGGUGCCGACGCAGUCGCCCUUGCAAGCCAUUGAAUACAACACCAGCCCGGCCCCCGCGGCUCGCCCCAGUCAGCAAGACUUGGUUGCGCAGUCGCCUCAAGGUGCCUCGCCGCACCCUGCCGAAGUGACACCACAGCACACGCCGAGACACGAGCGCUACGAGAGUCCCUCUUCCCAGUACGACGACAGAGACUACAGCCCAAGGUUUUCAUCCCAGGAAAUCGUCAACCAGGUCCACUAUCGCCAGGGCUCCGAGCCGCCCCGUGAAAUGCUCUAUUUGGAGGAUCAGCGGCAGGCACCCUCUGUCGAGGAUGAUCGUCCGCCACCUCCGCCCGCUCAUAGAAGCCGUGGUAACUCCCAAGACAUGGUGGUGAGGAGUGCCUACGACACUCCGCCAAAGUCGGCGGGUGCCAUGAGGCAAGAUGUCCUCCGAAAUGAGGCACAUCGCAUGUCGUUUUCUCCCGCAGCGUACCCCGGACGGCCCACCUACCGCGGCUUCGAUUCGGCUCCCGCCGUCACCAACGCGCUUCCGGCGCCCGAGGAUCACCAUCACGAGCCGCCCCCUCCGAGGCAUCACUCGUACGACGCUCACGUAGAGUACAGAUCAAUGCAGCCAACGGUGGAAGACGUGCCAGAGACGCCCAACACUUCUGCAAAUGCUCAUCAACGAAGGAUCUCACGUGCACCUCAGUAUGAGGAGAGCCAGGAACAAAACCAGCCUCCUCCUCCUCCACCAACACAGCAGUCGCAACAGCAUCACUAUCACCAGCAACAGCACCAGCAACAGCAGCACCAGCAACAACUGCACCAUCAGCAACAACUGCAGCAGGAACAAUCUAUGCAAGUAUCCCAUCGCCGCAACUCCCACACGCCGCAGUAUGACGAGAUGUCACAUGAUCAGGGCUACGACCAAGUACCUAGUCCCGCGCCCCUGAACAUCGGGGGCAGAGGGAGUGCCGGCUCCUCUCGCCAGCGGGGACACUCGCCGCAACCUGGCUACUCGCGAGGGGACGAGACGUCUCAGGCGGGCCGCUACAGCACCUCGCCUCGUCCGGAUUACCAGCCAAGAGGGGACGAACUGGUGUUCGCAGGCCGAGGCGGCGCUUCUCCUGGCCGCUACAGCACCUCGCCACAGCCAGAUUAUCAACAAGAUUAUCAGCUGAGAGGCGAUGAGCUGGUACUUGCUGGCAGAGGGAACGUAUCGCCGGGUCACUACAGCACUUCCCCGCAGCCGUAUCCCAGGGGCGACGAGAUGGCUCGUCGUCAGCAAGUCUCUCCCAUAGCGACGCGGGAUUUCGCUCCGAGCCCGAUGGACGGAUCGCCGUAUCACUCGCACUCUCGCAGCCAGAACCAGUUCACACCGCAGCGGUCUGAGCUGUCGGGUAGCGAGAUCACGGCCCACGGCAUGCCCGCCGUACCGGCCUCGUUGGUGCCGGGCGUCGAUCACGCCAUCUCGCAAGAGGUUUCGGACCGCAUCUACGACGAGAGACGCCAGCAACGGCGCUACACUGAUCAGAGUACGACGGCCCCAACCCGCGGAAGGCAUCAUAGCGAGCCUGUUGGGUACGACGUCAACUACUCAAACCAGACAUACGUCCCACCGGGAUACAACUCCCGGUCGUCAACAUAUGGUGCCCCUCCACCCGACAUGAACAGGGGGCGGGGCCCUUCGCCGAACCCAAUGAGGGGACGAGGCGCCUCUCCCAAUCCUAUGAUGGCGCGAGGCUCUUCACCGAAUCCCAUGAUGGCCCGGGGGUCUUCUCCCAAUCCCAUGACGGCACGAGGCGCCUCGCCGAACCCCGCAGCCAGAAGGGGCGUUUCACCUCAGCCUCCUCCACAGCACAUGAGGUCGCGAGGCAUCUCUCCUAAUCCUCAAACGCAGCACACGAUCAAGCGGAAGUCUGUUAGUCCCGCGCCGCCUCCGUCUGAUCAUCGAAGGCUGUCCGGUAUUCCGUUCGGCCCCGACUCAUAUGACAUGCUCAACCCAGCGGUGUCGACGACCAACAGCGACAUCUCGAGGCCUGAUCCGAACGAGAAGAUCAUUACCCACGACGGACGUGAGAUUGACCCUUCGGAUCAUCUCCCCAUGGACACGUGGGCGCCGGAGCCGGAGCCCAAGGGCCCCAAGACACCGGCCUCGGCUUCCACCCGAUCACGGGCGUCUCCUGCCGGUGCUCAGCCCAUGCCCACGAGCGGCCGUCGUCAGCUUCGUAUUGCAGCCCGGCCCCAGUCCCAAGCCUCCUCACCUGUGACGUACGGAUCGGAGCCGUACCACAUCCCCGGCACCCCCCCUACUAUGAACAAUGGUAGCCGGAACCGGCUCCAGAAGAAGACGCAGCGCACGUCAGCUCUUCCUUCGACGUCGCCGGCGGGAUCCAGCCCCCUAGCUCCCAUUUCUUCACACAACUACCAGGGCAGCGGUAGUGACUUCACACCGCCGCGCUUGCCAAGGGCGAGCACCUGGGAUUACCCCAGCGAGAACCACGCGCCACAGUACGGCAGCUCUCCGGGAGGGACCUAUGGCGGCAACGCACCUCCUAUCCCUGCCAAGGUCCCUCUGCCCGUCAUGAGCGGCGCGAACGGCGACAACGAGUGGGCGCUGAUGCAGGAAAUGAGCCGUAUCGACAUAGGCGCCGGUCGCUCCAGGCGUCAUCGGCACUACUGA
Colletotrichum higginsianum IMI 349063 is the source of this 3417-nucleotide messenger RNA. Its product is annotated as C2 domain containing protein. NCBI's taxonomy places the organism in Eukaryota, Fungi, Ascomycota, Sordariomycetes, Glomerellales, Glomerellaceae. The transcript is spliced from 2 exons. The record is from RefSeq and is a predicted model, not a curated record. The coding region runs from base 1 to 3417 and encodes 1138 amino acids.